Rhipicephalus sanguineus (brown dog tick) is the source of this 955-nucleotide messenger RNA. RefSeq lists its product as uncharacterized. NCBI's taxonomy places the organism in Eukaryota, Metazoa, Arthropoda, Arachnida, Ixodida, Ixodidae. The record is from RefSeq and is a predicted model, not a curated record. Bases 20 to 955 code for a protein of 311 amino acids. The transcript has 5 exons.
CGCCUUCAGCAACGCCGGCAUGGCUGUCCUGAGAGGAUGUGUCGUUGGCGACAGCCAAGUGAAGUUUUUGAACGAGACGCGGUUGUAUAUGGGAAGCAACUGUGCCACGUGCACCUUCAGUUUUGGUGACGCACGUGCACCUAGACUGGUGCACCACAUUCGCCAUCUGCUGCCCGGACUAGAUUUUAUUGCUAUAUAUGUCGGCGGCAACGACCUUUCGAUAACGAGCUCGGAAGAGGAAAUUUCCGAUAACAUAAAGCACGUCCUGGAAUGUGCAUCCCAUGUGGCAGAGAAAGUUUUUUGGUUUAAAAUACCGCCACGGAAAAACGACGACAACAACAUGAUGCAAAAGAGGCGCCGUGUGAACAGCACUGUGAAGAAUUACAUAGCAACGGCGAACAACAUGAUAUGCAUCAUCUUAGAGGAUAAGUUCAUCGGCUCAAACAGAAGUGGGAAGCCGGAAUUCUACGCAGCCGAUGGCUAUCACGUGUCGAGAGGACUGGGUAUUAAGGCCCUCUCCAAAGCACUCAGCCUUGCAGUCAGAGUUGCAUUUCGCGGCAAGUGGCAGCCGUGCGGAGGAAGGCAUCCAAACCAACUCUGGAGAAUUCUUCGCUGCACAGCCUGUGGCGAGUGCAAAAAGCAAUGGCAGUACUUGAGGGACAAGUUCCUCAGGGAAAUCAGAAUAAUUGAAAAGGCCAAGAGUGGAUCGGCCGCGACACAGAAAAAGCUGUGGUCGCACUUUCAGAUGCUGCCAUUUCUGCGUGGGUACGUGUCGUCUCGCAGGAGGAUCCUCUACGACACGAGGGUUAAUGGUUUCUCAGAGAACUCGAUGGCAGAGGCAACUGCACAUGCCGAAGAAACUGCACAAGUCUGUGACCGCAUCCGUGUGGCUGCAGGCUCGAGUGCAGCUGCACUGGUGCUGUUCCAGGCCAGCACCGGCCUUUUCAUGCCCUAG